Ruditapes philippinarum (Manila clam) is the source of this 2901-nucleotide messenger RNA. Its product is annotated as tryptophan--tRNA ligase, cytoplasmic-like. Bases 239 to 1453 code for a protein of 404 amino acids. Gene Ontology annotation, molecular function: tryptophan-tRNA ligase activity; ATP binding. The transcript is spliced from 9 exons. NCBI's taxonomy places the organism in Eukaryota, Metazoa, Mollusca, Bivalvia, Venerida, Veneridae. Gene Ontology annotation, cellular component: cytoplasm. Gene Ontology annotation, biological process: tryptophanyl-tRNA aminoacylation. The record is from RefSeq and is a predicted model, not a curated record.
UACUCUUUGGGAUAAAAAUAUUGUUGGGAUAUAGCAUACAUGUGAUGAAAUUUCUCAGUAUGUCAACAUAAAAUUUUGACAUUUAAGCUGUUGUCAACGAAGCAAACAUCAAGUUAUUGCAACAACUGUAGAUCUACUGUAAUAAUUACCUAUUCGAUUGUAAUAAAUUGGAUGGUUGAUGAGUAGGCCUAUCGAUAACUGAACAGCAGAAUAAAACUGUUAAAAAAAGAUAAAAAAUAUGGGAGAUGAGGUGAAACAAAUGAACGAACUGUCAACAGAAGAUGAGGACUUUGUUGAUCCGUGGAAUGUUGAGAGCAAAUCAGCCACUGGCAUAGACUAUGAUAAAUUGAUAAAACGUUUUGGUAGUCAAAAAGUGGAUGAUGAGCUGAUCAAAAGAAUUGAGAAAGUGACGGGUAAACCUGUCCAUCACCUUAUACGCAGGGGAAUCUUCUUUUCUCAGAGAGAUAUGCAUCAGAUUUUGAACCUGUAUGAACAGAAGAAACCAUUUUAUUUAUACACAGGCCGGGGACCAUCUUCAGAAGCAAUGCAUCUUGGGCACUUGAUCCCAUUUAUAUUCACAAAAUGGUUACAGGAAACAUUUGAUGUCCCUCUUGUCAUUCAAAUGACAGAUGAUGAGAAAUUUCUAUGGAAGGAUCUGGCCCUCGAGGAAACUAAUAGACUAGCACAUGAGAAUGUUAAAGACAUCAUCGCUCUAGGGUUUGAUGUAAACAAAACAUUCAUAUUCAGUGACCUGGAAUAUAUAGGAUCAUGUCCAGAUUUUUACAAGAAUAUGUUACGUGUGCAAAAGUUAGUGACAUUUAACCAAGUGAAGGGAAUAUUUGGAUUUGGUGAUAGUGACUGUAUAGGCAAGAUCAGUUUUCCAGCUAUACAGGCGGCUCCUAGCUUUAGUUCAUCAUUUCCUCUCAUAUUUAAUGGCAAAAAAGACGUCCCAUGCUUGAUUCCUUGUGCAAUAGAUCAGGAUCCGUAUUUCAGGAUGACAAGAGAUGUAGCUCCUAGAAUGGGUUGUUUAAAACCAGCACUUAUUCAUUCCACGUUUUUCCCAGCACUGCAAGGGGCACAGAGUAAAAUGAGUGCCAGUGAUCCAAACUCUUCUAUUUUCCUGACAGACACAGAUAAACAGAUUAAGAAUAAAGUCAACAAGUAUGCCUUUUCUGGUGGGGGUGCCACUGUAGAAGAGCACAAAGAAAAGGGAGGUAAUUGUGAUGUUGAUGUUUCCUACCAGUAUCUCACUUUCUUCAUGGAGGACGAUGACAGAUUAGCCCAAAUAAAGAAGGAAUAUACAAGUGGCGAACUUCUCACAGGAUAUUUGAAGAAGGAAUUGAUCGAAAUUCUGCAAAAGAUUGUCGGAGAGCAUCGGAAGAGGAGGGCAGAGGUCACGGACGAAGUUAUGAGACAGUUCAUGACUCCACGCAAACUUAAUUAUCAAUAUUAAUAAACACUAAGAACUAUUUAUAAGUAGCACAGGACUUGUGUAAGAUUUGAUGAAGAAUAACUGUAGCAGAUGGGCGGUCCAAAAAUCUGUUGUGACUUUAAAUUAAAAGAAUGGUGUAAAACAUGCUUGUUAUUGAAUGGUGAUAAUUUCAAUAAUACUUUGUGCAUGUUAGUAAUAUAGUAAUGUUUUCUUCUAUAAUCAGAAGUGUGUUCUUAUCAUUGUUUUGAUUGGAAGGAUAAAUUAGCUAUCAUUAAGAAGAUCAGUUCAUGUAUUUUCUAUCAUUAUUGUAUAAUACCUUCAUGGUAGUAAUGUUGCUUGAAUGAAAUUUUUACAUACUGAUUAAUCAUAUUAAUUUCAGCAGAAUAAAUUUUUCUUUUACCUUUCCACUGUCAUUUCAAAGAAAAAGUUCAGCUGUUAUGAUGGCUGUGUAACUGUUGUCAUCGGCAUGCAAAGUUUUAAUGUAGCCAAUUAUUCAAUGAUUUUAAAAGGUAUCAAUAUGAAACUUUAAAUUCUUACUGAUCAUAAAGUGCAGUUCUUAGACAAGGGGCAUAAUUUUGAAACCAAGAUUUUUGGAGUUAUGCCCCUUUAUAUAUAUAUAAUUUUUUUUUUGCCCUUAACAGACAAGUGUUAACACGGCAGGUGGUGCUCUUGUUUAUUUUUGAAGUUUAAAGGGUCAGGAUUUAAAUUUGAUAACUGUGCUUUGAUUAAAUUAAUACUUUUUCAUUUACAAAGAUAAUGAUUUCAUAUUAGGUUUGAAACAAAAUGUCAUGGUGAUUGUUUUUUUUAUUAGAUUCACAACUUAUAAUUGUUUUGAGGUUGUUUUUUUUUAGAGGGGUAAUGGGUUAAAAUUUCUUUUGCAUGUUUUGUUUUAACUGCACUUUUUUUUUAAAUAAAAGAUAACAUAAAAUCAUUUUCAAACCAGGUUUUCUGAAAGAAAACACUGAAUUAUUGGUGGAUGUCUGCAGGUGAACAUAAAUGAUUUCUGAAGUGCUUUGUUCCUACAUUUUUCAUGGAAUUUUAACCAAACUAUCACAGAUCUAUUGUCACAAAGUGCAGGCACAUUGUUAGGGGCUUGUAAUUAGAUCAUUUUUGACAAGAGUGAUGGCCCUUUGUUUUGUUGUACAUGCAAAAUUAGGUAUAAGAGUAUUUUGAUUAAAAUUAUUAAUUGAAUGUAAAGAUAUUUUUAAUGUUUUAAACCAGUAUAAUAUAUAGAGAAAUACUCGUCUUUUUGCAACUCGUGCAUUUCUUAAGGAAUUUAAACCAAAUUUUGUCAUUAAGUAGUGAAUGGCCCUCCUUUGCUCAAGGCCUCUGACCAAUCUGGUGGGAUGUCAACCUAUAAUUUGACAGAAAACCUGGUUUUAUUACAUUUUCUGGUGCAUUUUUUUUACAAAUCUGAUUAUUUCUGUGAUUAAAUUGCACUAUACAUAAAAUAAAUCAUAUAAAAUGUA